Molecule: messenger RNA, 4197 nt
Organism: Sorghum bicolor (sorghum)
Lineage: Eukaryota; Viridiplantae; Streptophyta; Magnoliopsida; Poales; Poaceae
Product: protein FAR1-RELATED SEQUENCE 9
Exons: 6
Coding region: 386-2734 (782 amino acids)
Biological process (GO): regulation of DNA-templated transcription
Molecular function (GO): zinc ion binding
Source: RefSeq, a predicted model, not a curated record
CCCACGAUAACGGUUCGUUCUUCCUCCUGGAGCCAGCGUUUCAGAGCUUUGCUCUCGUCAGACUCUGGAGCGACGGCCGGAGCCGGCUACUCCGGCGGAAAUCGCCUCCCGAAUCACCUCCGUGGACGGGAGUGGCCAGAACCAUCUUUUUCCACUCCUGCCUUUUCCUCUCCCGACUACUUUGCUUGCGCGCGGGGGGCGCUCUCGUGGCGCAACUAGGCGACCGCGGCCGGCUGCUCUGCGCCACGUGCUUGGGUCUAUCCUCAUCGGUUCCUUCGCGUUCAGGCCCUUCGCCGGCGACCAAUACCCACUAGCAGUUUACUGGAGGUGUGGAACCACUUCUGAUGCUGUCUUUGUAAAUAUUGAUGGAGCUAGCUGAGUAGAAAUGGACUGUAGUCAAGAUUCCCAAGAAGAAAGCCAUCAAAGAAGGGAGAAUGGUGAAGAAGCUGAAAAGGCGGCUGACUAUGGAAAUGCUUUGAGCCGUAAGGAGGCAACAGAAGAGCUUCUUGGUUGUGUUGUUCAUAGUGAGGAAGAGGCAUACAGGCUGUACUGUGAUUAUGGGCAUCGAAUCGGUUUCAGCGUGCGGAAGGGCAAACAGUCUUACUUCAUUGGUACCAAGAAUAUUCGAACAAAGGAUUACUACUGCUCAAAGGAAGGGCUUAAAUAUGAUGAGCCUGUUACAGAAGCAAAUUUUAAUCGACCAGACACAAGAACUAAUUGCAAAGCAAUGAUCCGCUUUAGAGUUGACGAGAAGGGGCGAUGGACAGUUAUACGCUUUGUUCCUGUACAUAAUCACCAGUUGGCGAAACCUGGAGAAAGGCACAUGCUGAGAUCAGCUAAAUCGCUUGCUGUUGGCAAAUCAGGUGUUAUAGAUCCAUCAGCAUCUACAGAGUCACAUCCAAUCAAUGGUUUCUCUGAUAUGACAGGUGAUAUAGCUGAGAAUUCAGGGUAUACUAUAAGGGAAUGUUACAAUCAAGUGUGCAUGCAGAAUAUAACGAUAAUUGAGGCAGGGGAUAGCCAAAGUCUUGUCAGCUAUUUCAAGCGUAGAACUAAUGAGGAAGGCAUGUUCUAUUGGGAUGUCCAAGUUGAUCAAGAAGGGCGCAUGACUAACUUCUUCUACAGAGAUGGUAAAAGUAGAAAUGAUUAUGGCUGCUUUGGAGAUGCCAUUAUAUUCGACACAACCUACCGCACAAACAAAUAUAACUUGAUAUGUGCCCCAUUUGUUGGUGUUGACCACCAUUGGCAGAAUGUUGUUUUCGGCUGCGCAUUCUUGUUAGACGAGUCUGUAACUUCCUAUGCCUGGGUAUUUAAAUCAUUCUUGGAGUCAAUGGGAGGCCGAUCGCCAAAAUCAAUAUUCACUGAUCAGGAUGAAGCUAUUAUGCAGGCAGUUGAACAGGUUUUCCCUAACACACAACAUUGCUUUUCCUACUGGCAUAUUGUGAAGAAUGCACAAUCUCAUUUAGGCUCACUAAAUACAUCUCAAGCAUUUCAAAGUAUGUUUACCAAGUGUAUGCAAGGAUCCGACUCAGAAGAGGAUUUUAAGGAAUCAUGGACUGCAAUGAUCCAGGAAUACAAGCUACAGGAUAAUAGCUGGUUGAUUGACCUUUAUGCAUUCCAUCGUAAAUGGUGUUCAGCAUUUAACAAAGACACAUUUGAUGGUGGAAUUAAUUCUUCUCAGUGGGGGGAGGUUUCAAGUAAUAUUUUCAAUGGAAUUUCUGAUGAAAAUACCUCUCUUACACGUUUUGCCCUUUUGCUAGAAAAGGUUGUCAAGGAUCUACGUAGAAAUGAAUCUGAAGAGGAUUUUCGCUGUAGCCAAACUGCUCCAGUCCGUGCAAUUAAGCACAGUACAGUUCUGAAGCAAGCUGCAGAAUCAUAUACACAUAGGAUCUACAAAUUAUUUGAAGCAGAAUUUCUGGAUGGGUGUGGAGCAACUUCUUGCCACGAAACUUCGAGUGGUGGAAAUUUAUUGAGGUUUGGAAUUACAAUGCAGGGAAGGGGUUCAAAAGUAUGGGAUGUUGUUCUUGACACUUCCACUAUGGAGAUCAGUUGUGGUUGUAGAAAGUUUGAAAGGAUGGGUCUUCUUUGUUCGCAUGCCCUCAAAGUCUUCACCCUGCAGAAUGUGGACACAAUUCCAGAAAAGUAUGUUUUGAAACGCUGGACAAAAGAUGCCAGGAGAAGCAUGUAUACACUUGCUCAGGAUGAUUCAACCCAACAGGAAUGCACAGAGGCUGAACUUGCAUAUCGCAAUCGGGCAAUGCAGUAUGCAUAUAACCUAAUUAUAAAGAGCCAGGAAUUGGAAGAAUCAAGAAAAAUAUUCUGGGAUUCCCUUGAAACUGGAGAGAAGGCACUGGAAGUAUUCUUUGAAAUGAGAAACAUGCGCACUCAAGCAGCAAAGGAUGCUAAUAAGAAUGAGAAAAAGAAGAAGAAAACAUCAAAAGGACCAAACCCAAAAAAAGCAAAACAAGCCCCAGGAGUUUCCUCAACUGAUCUGGAGCUGAUAGUCCAAACUAAUGAGCAUCAAUUUCAAUCUUCACAAGAUGCUCAGGGUAAUGCAACCAUUGGAAGACCAUAUUACUAUCAGGUUCCGCAGACUUUUCCAAAUGCCCCUAUCCAACCAAACCAGAUGUACAUGCAUCCAAAUAUGCACACAGUGCCCCUUUGCACACCGCAGCAGGAUCUGUCUGCAUUUGCAAUACGCCCCAAUUCAACUUUUGGUGGUGCCAAGAACAUCUGAACUUCUGAAGGAUAUUAAGGUCCAGGUUCCUCUGGAUGUCAUUGGAAAACCUUAUUCAGGGAUUGUGAGUUGUGACUAUCAACUCCGCUUUUGAGCUCUGUCGACCUAUUUAUGUAGGCCUGGCGGCACUUCUUCAUGUUUGGUUGGUUCAGGGGUUCUUUCUUCUGAUCUUAGGGAAGCAGCUAUUCUGGCUGUUGCAGUGCAGCCCCUUAUCCAGAUAGCAGUGGCUUGCUAUUAAUAUCACUCAGGCAAUUUUAGGUUUGUAAACUGUAAGGUAGAAGGUAGAAGGUAGUGAGAGGAGACGAUCAUUCUACAGAUCCAGAAUCCAGUUGCAUACUAUACUGAUGUAGGGAUUGAUUUGCUUGUGCUAAGGCCUCCAUCCGCUUUGGGUGUGAGUGUCCAGCAUGGGUUCAGCUUGAGUUGAGCAGAUGAGUCACUGUACAUGGAAGCAAGCAAAGCAGCUGGGAGCCUGGGAGUGGAGGAGCUGGCGACCAGCGCUAGCUGGGGAACUACUCAGUCCUAGACGUCUGUCGAUCCAAAGUGACACUGACGGGCUGAUGGCUGACCUAUUUUUUUUGGGUAUGGUUUCUCUUCUGAGUUGUGCGUAUCAGUUUAUAUUAUGUAAUGUAUAUUGUACUCCUGGUUGACGAAGAGAUGAUGAAUGGACAUAUUCUAGGAAAAUUCAACGUUAUUUGGAUUUUUGGAAGCGGUGUUGGUCAGUACAUACUGAAUUGCUGAUGACUGAUGGCACAGGCUCCACCUCGCAACUGCCAUGGCUGGGCGGGUCUCGACACAGUGCCUGCUGCUGGAGCUAGAACUGGACCUGGACCGGCGGACCCCCUGCCAGACAGCAACGCCGAUGACUGAGUGACAGCCCACAGUGCCUGCUGCUGGAGCUAGAACUGGACCUGGACUGGCGGACCCCUGCCAAUGACCGAGUGACAGCCCACAGUGCCUGCUGCUGGAGCUAGAACUGUACCUGGACCAGCGGACCCCCUGCGAGACGCCAACGCCGAUGACCGAGUGACAGCCGCUCCCGGCGGGCUGGCCACCUCCGACUGCCCACAUAUGAACGGCAGUCUGAAACUCUGUUUGCUUGACAGCCUGCUCUGAAUUGGGGAAACAUAAAGGGUACUGGAUUGUAGAUUGAGAGAAAUUGGGGGAUGGAGCUGUUGAUUGGGUUCAGUGGUGAAGGAAGCCGCUAGCUGCUGCUUGGGUUGAUUCAAGAGAGAUUAGAGAAGGAUUGGAAAUGUUGCUGUUGGUUCGCUUGAACUUUGAGUUUCUGAUUGUUUGCUUGUUCUCAGAAUGUAGUGUCAUGUAGAACUUUAGGUUGCCAACACCUUGGUUCUGAGAUGUGACAAUAAAAAAAUUGCGACUGUUGUGAUGGUAUUUUUGAAAUUUCAGUUGGUAAGAAAUGCUGAAAGAAGAAAUGUCAUCAUACGAUCGUUGCAUUGCUUUGCCUA